Messenger RNA from Acaromyces ingoldii, 1847 nucleotides. RefSeq lists its product as hypothetical. The transcript is spliced from 3 exons. Lineage: Eukaryota; Fungi; Basidiomycota; Exobasidiomycetes; Exobasidiales; Cryptobasidiaceae. Gene Ontology annotation, cellular component: chromosome, centromeric core domain; nuclear inner membrane; microtubule organizing center attachment site. The coding region runs from base 48 to 1757 and encodes 569 amino acids. The record is from RefSeq and is a predicted model, not a curated record. Gene Ontology annotation, biological process: nuclear inner membrane organization.
GUCGCAAAAGAAAAACACGGGUCACGCGCGCGCUGUUGGCAGUGACGAUGAUGUCUUUCUUGCCGGGGCGACAGGGCCGUCGGUGGCAACGACGGCGACGGAAGGGGGACGACGAGGGAGAGGGGGACUCGGGCGCCUAUCCGACGCGGCGCUGCCAUUUCUGCAACGAAGUCAGCCUCAUUGUGCCCCCGCUUCCUCCCUCGGACGAGCACCAAGACGAUCUGGGCGGAACGAGCAGCGCAAGCACGCUGCGGAGGAGCGUAGGCACGGUGCAGGAAGCGUGGUACUGCUCCUCGUGCAGGUGCUGGAACAGGUACGAUGCCGCCCAGGUUGGGGGCCUGGCGACGUGGGACGAGUCGAUGGCGUGCGUCGCUUCGCCGCCGCCGCCGCCGCCUUCUUCUCGCCCUCUUUCUGCUUCUGCGCCGAUCAAGUCGAAGUCGCUCUUCUGCCACACGUGCCAGACCAACCAGACGCUCGUGCUGUCCAUGCUCGCCUCGCACGACGCCGAGGGUGAGUCUGACCUGGACGACGUCGGACAUGGGCGCGAGCGCGAGUGGCGCGAGGCGCUCCAGAGGAGGUACCCGCCGCUGUGCAAAGCAUGCCAGCCCAUGGUGCAGGCCCGCAUCGAGGAGAAGGACCGCAUGGCACGGCAACUCAUCUACAAGUCGCUUCUCGAGCGGCGAGCCAGGAAAGACGACCAGACUAACGGCUCGCGUCGCCCAGACGAUGAAGAGAAGACGGGCCGACGAGGGGGGAAUAGUGCACGAGGCUUCGUCUGGCUCCUCUGCACCGUCUCUGGCUUCUUGGUCGCACUUCACGGCCUCGUCAGACCUGUCUCGUCGAGCGCCGCCUCAGCUCACGCAAGCCUCGUUGUUGUCAGCAUCCUGCUCAGCAUCGUCUCUCUCUCCUACAAUCCAAGCCAUCUUUUCUUUGCCGACGCCGAUCACAGACGGAUCCAGGGCCUCGACGUGUGGCUCGGCACCCAGCACAGCCUGCUAUUCGUCCGCACUGCCACCCUGCUCAUUCUGUCUCCCUCCCUGCGCUGGCCACUCGAUGAGACAGUCGUACGCCCUGCCCUGUCUUUCGUCUCUCUACUUUUGCAGUUUUGGCUCCUCAAGCACGCAUUCACUGCAGUGCGCUUGCGUUCACCGCAGCGCGUCACGCUUCGAUCGCGCCCCGUCGAGCUGAGCGACGCCUCCUCCUCGUCCAGACCGGCGACGGACCCACUAGCGGGCGCGCUGCCCCUCUCCCUCGCCGACGGGCUCCCGUCGUCUGACCCAAUGAGCAGCGCCCUCGACGAGCUUCUCCAGUCUCCUCACACAACCCACAAUGGACUCGCGCAAGGAGGCCAGGACGAGGAGAUGGACUGGACACCGACGACAGCGGCACCGGCAGUGGCAGACGUGGGUGCUGCUGGUGUCACGCUGGGUCCCCAGCGAUUCUUUGGACCAAAGGAGGUGCCGACGGGCCUCGAGGACCUGUUUGGUGCCGCGCUGGCGCUCCGCGACGAGGACGACGACGAGCAGGCGCACGAGGAGCGAGCCAAGGCGGCCAAGACGCUCAAUGCGCAAGGAGCAGCGGCCAAACUGUGGCCUGCCGCCCUCGCUGGUGCGCUGGUGGUGGCUGCGGCCAUAGCCGUGGCCUGGCUCGCGACGCCGGUGACAGAACGAGACCUGUGGGAGGCGUGGGAACGGCGUGGAAACGGGCUCGAGAGUGGACCCGCUUGGGGCUUCCUGAGAGAGAUGGACCCAGCGUAGCAACAUGUCGCCCAGAAUGACUAUUUCUUCUCACUGUACUGUACCACAAUUGUAUGCUAUCAUUUGAACCCGAUCACUCGCGAUGAUAAC